Macrosteles quadrilineatus (aster leafhopper) is the source of this 7591-nucleotide messenger RNA. RefSeq lists its product as uncharacterized. Gene Ontology annotation, cellular component: nucleus. Bases 138 to 7562 code for a protein of 2474 amino acids. The record is from RefSeq and is a predicted model, not a curated record. The transcript has 6 exons. Lineage: Eukaryota; Metazoa; Arthropoda; Insecta; Hemiptera; Cicadellidae.
UUCAGUCACUCCAACCGGUUACUGUCAGUUCGUUUGAAGAUUCUCAUAUUCAAUCUGAAAACAAAGUGUAUCAUCAACUCAAUUCUAUAUCCCCAAACCAUUAUAAUCUUCUAGAAGAACCUAAAUUUUAUCACGAGAUGUCACCUGUUUCUGUAACUUCCAGUUUACCAAAAGAGGGUUAUGAUUCAAAAGAGUACGAGUAUUUGAUUCCUACAACUGUUGUUGAAAAUCCUUCAAACUUUUGUAAAACUUUCCAAGAGUUAAAACCACUCAAACAGCACCGUAAUGAAAAUCCUAAAUUUGCCACUUCAAAAUUGUAUCAGCAACUUUGUCAGCCUUUGAACAAGGAAGAGAAUAGGAAUCAAGAGACGGAAAAAGCUGAACUAAGGCCAUUAACUGUGAUUGAACUUGAGCAAUCCAAUAGAAACAAGACUAUUCAAAAUACCCAGCAACAAUAUUCAAAUAUUCUAGGUGUAAAUCAGUCAAAACCAACUUAUCCUUCAUCGCCAAUUAGAACAGAGCAAACUUAUUCUUCAUCGCCAAUUAGAACUGAGCAAACUUACCCUUCAUCGCCAAUUAGAACUGAGCAAACUUAUUCUUCAUCGUCAAUUAGAACUGAGCAAACUUAUUCUUCAUCACCAAUUAGAAGUGAGCAAACUUAUUCUUCAUCGCCAAUUAGAAGUGAGCAAACUUAUUCUUCAUCGCCAAUUAGAACUGAGCAAACUUAUUCUUCAUCGCCAAUUAGAACUGAGCAAACUUAUUCUUCAUCGUCAAUUAGAACUGAGCAAACUUAUUCUUCAUCACCAAUUAGAAGUGAGCAAACUUAUUCUUCAUCGCCAAUUAGAAGUGAGCAAACUUAUUCUUCAUCGCCAAUUAGAACUGAGCAAACUUAUGCUUCAUCGCCAAUUAGAACUGAGCAAACUUAUUCUUCAUCGCCAAUUAGAAGUGAGCAAACUUAUUCUUCAUCGCCAAUUAGAACUGAGCAAACUUAUGCUUCAUCGCCAAUUAGAACUGAGCAAACUUAUUCUUCAUCGCCAAUUAGAACUGAAUACAACAAAUUUCAAAGUCCUACGAGAGAAACAGUAAUCAGCAAAGCUGAUUCAAAACUUAGUGUGCUAUCAAGUCAAGCCAAAAUCACCCCACACACUCCCUACUUCCAGAUCGGGUCCAGCAGCAGAUCCCAAACUGGUUUUAAAGAAGGUAAAAUAUAUCUGGAAUUGAGAAAUCCAACAAUCAGAUCUGAGAUAUUAAAGUCUUCAGCACAACAUGCUCACCAACCCAUCACUCCUCCCAAAAAUAAAAAUAAGAAUCUUCCUUCAACACUUCCAACUAGUUUUCAAGUUUCACCUAAAUCGCAAAAACUUCCUGAAUUCAAAUUACCAGGGCCUUAUGAAUUUAAGCUGCCACAACAAAUAUCCCCUAAUAAGAUCAAAUUGCCCAAAAUUUUAGGUCAUAACGAGUACACAAGUUAUGAAAGUAAUCGAGAUCCAUAUUUUGGAAACAAGAUGACAUCAACCUCUCUGUUGACUCCCCCCUCUACACCUAUCAAUAAAAACACUUCCUUCAACGGGCCAAGGAACAAAGUUGCGCUGUCCCUUCCAAAAACUCCUCUCUGUUAUGGUGAUCCAGGAGUUAACAGUAAAGUAAGUCAGUACUCGGGUAGUACUGCUUUUGUCAAUAGCAAGUCAGAGCAAACAGUCGUCCAGCCAACAUCAUCCUUAGACCAAAAAAGUUUGACUUCUAAUGAUAAGACCCCGCCAAUGAGUAGUCACUCAAAAUUGCUAGAAGAGUUGCUAAAACCUAAGUUGAGUGUUAACAAGUCAAGUGACAGUCACCAAGAAUGUCAAAACCCAAAUUCAUCUUUAGACAAUAGAGAUUCACAAAUAGGUAGUACUCAAAGUCAAGAUGGUAAAAUGAUUCAGGAUACUUCCAAAGUUGCACAAAAUGUCAAACAUCGUAGUGAUUUUAGUUCUCCUUCAAAGGCCAAUCCCCAGAAACCUUUUAACCAGAAUGAUCAGUCAAAAUUAAGUCCAACUGAUACUAAAACAUGCAGUGUCUUUGUUGGAAGGCCUAACCAGAGUAAAGACUUUAAAGUUACACUUUCAAAAGCUACAACAGUCCAUGCCCAUGAAGCUUUAGAUAGGUUAGAAAACGCUGAUUUAGGAACAAAUGAUUCUUCAAAGCUACCAGGAACGGAAAUAAAACAAACAGAGAAUCAAGCUUCUUUGGAAACGAAUUGUACAUCUAAACCAACGGUUUUCAUAAACUUAUCCGCAGAAACUUUUAAUACUGCUAAAAUGUCUGACCAAAAUAACCAAAGUCAAUAUUUUGAAUCAUCAAAGUCUGUAGAAACUAUUAAUACUGAUAAAAUGUCUAACCGAUGUAACCAAAGUCAAUCUCUUGAAUCAUCAGAAGUAGCCAGUGUUACAACAUCUUAUAAAGAUUCUAUGUCAGUAUGCACCAAUCAGUUAACGUGUAAGCCACAAGUAAAUGUAGAUAACACCAAUGAUUUGGAUAUCGUCAAACAAAAGUUGUCCAAACAUGUUACCAUAAGUGUUUCUUCAAACUCCCAAAGUUUAACUGAAGUAAAUAAAAAACCACAAAGUUUAGGCACUUCUAAUAUAACUCAAGCAACCUUAUCAAAUCAGUCUGAUCAAGUUAUUCCAUCAGAUAAAAUCAAUAUGGAAGGCUUGGGUAGUCGAUUGUCUGGAAACUUAAGCAUCAUAUCAAGGCAAUCAGUUGAAAAUAUGUCUGCAAGAAAGGUUAGCUCCGCACCAACAGCUCAAGUUGAACGAAUCUGCAGUGUAAGCUCUGAACCCAAUAAUGUAAAACUUAACACUACCAAUGAGAAGGGUAGGAGCUUAAGUAUUUUGGCUGAUUUAAAAGUACCAAUGAACACAAAUGUCAGCACACAAGCAACUCCAGUCUUAAUAGGUAGAAGUUGUAGUGUUGUUAUGGAGGAUGUUCUCCAUGGUAAGAAAAUCAGUCGUUUAGUGGAUGGGAGUGUUGUUAAAUCGUUAGAAGGGAAAGCAUCAAAGAAUUCAUCCAAUGAUGUCAUAUCAGAAAAAAAUCUAGAUCAAUCAUUAGAUGCAAGCAAUAUAUCCUACCGGAUUGAGGAGCCAACGUCUCUAGAAAUAAAGGAAAGAGCUAAUGACAACCCAGAAGAGAAACCAAGAAAAAAAUAUGCAAGGCGAAUUUACCCAGAGAGCGGGAGAAGAAAGCUUAUUGGAAGGAAAGCAUCUUGGGGAUUAAAAGAGUUAAUCAGGCUUGAGAAAAGGAGGUACAAAAAAAGAAAAGUUAAAAAUCUUGAUUUGAUCGAAGGAUCAAAUGAAUCUUUGAAUGAUUCAAAAAACUAUUCUGAUGAAGAUUCAUCAAAAAACAAUUCAAAGCAUACAGCUCAGUUCGACAAAUUUGUUCCACAGAAUAAGAACGUUUCAAGUAUAAAGAGGUUGAAGAAGGAUGCUUACUAUAAAGUGGGAAAAAGGAAGUACAUCAAGAAAGGAGCAGUAGCAGGAAUAGGAUGGAUUGAUAAACAAUACAAACCAAGGAAGGAAUACAAAUUGGUUGACCCUUUAGCAGAAGAACUGAUUUCCGAUGAUGAGGGCGAAGCUGUUUUUCUGGGAUUUGAUGUAGAUGAUGACGGAGAAAUGAUCCUAGGAUUUGCAUCAGACAAUGAUGAUGAAUAUGAUAUGUCUGGAGUGCCAGAGCCUAAUCAUCGGUCUGUUCAGUCCGGCCCUCUCUCUAGGUUGAACACUGUUUCUCGUCUCAAACUCAUGUUCAAGUGUCCCAAAUGUUCCCGGAUUUUCACUUCACAGUUGCAGUAUAAGAGACACUUUAAGCGGUUCCAUCUGGGUGGUAAAAUCUUCAGAUGCAACAAAUGUUGGAAAAAGUUUUCAUCCAAAGCCUACUUAGUGAAACAUGUGUGCAAACCGGAAGAGGAAAAUGUUUCUGGUAAAAAGUAUAAAUGUAAUACUUGUACAAAAGGUUUUGAAAGCAGAAGAGGUUUGAUGACACAUGAGGGAAGUCACAAGGAAAAAGAAGAAAUGGAUAGUAUUUCUGUUAAAUGUUAUGAAUGUGAUAAAUGUCAACUUGUGUUCGAUUCCAUACAUGGGUUAUAUAUACAUGAAGGUCGUGCUCAUAAGGGAAUACGAGUAGAAGAAAAAGCUUAUAGGUUGAUGCCAAAUAGGCCUUCUGGCAAAAUUUAUAGAUGUAAUAAAUGUGGAAGACGUUUUAAAUCCAUGAGAGCAAUAAAGCUGCAUCUAGUGUUUGCUCAUGCUCAUAAGGGGAAAAAGUGUAAUCAAUGUGAAAAAGUAUUCACAUCUGAACACGCAUUAAAAGUACACAUAUGUAAAACGAGAAACACCCACGAGGAAAAAGCAGAAACGCCUCUUGAGUUUGUACCUGACCAAGUCUCUGGUAAGAGUUUUGAAUUUAAUGAAUUUCAUAAGGAAAACGAGUGUAAUCAUUGUCAAAAAGUAUUCAAAUCUGAACACGCCUUAAAGGUACACAAAGGUAAAAUGAAGGAAACCCACAAGGAAAAAGAAGAAAUACCUUUUGAGUUUGUACCUGACCAAGUCUCUGGUAAGAGUUUUGAAUUUAAUGAAUUUCAUAAGGAAAACGAGUGUAAUCAUUGUCAAAAAGUAUUCAAAUCUGAACACGCCUUAAAGGUACACAAAGGUAAAAUGAAGGAAACCCACAAGGAAAAAGAAGAAAUACCUUUUGAGUUUGUACCUGACCAAGUCUCUGAUAAGAGUUUUGAAUUUAAUGAAUUUCAUAAGGAAAACGAGUGUAAUCAUUGUCAAAAAGUAUUCAAAUCUGAACACGCCUUAAAGGUACACAAAGGUAAAAUGAAGGAAACCCACAAGGAAAAAGAAGAAAUACCUUUUGAGUCUAUACCUGACCAAGUCUCUGAUAAGAGUUUUGAAUUUAAUGAAUUUCGUAAGGAAAACGAGUGUAAUCAUUGUCAAAAAGUAUUCAAAUCUGAACACGCCUUAAAGGUGCACAAAGGUAAAAUGAAGGAAACCCACAAGGAAAAAGAAGAAAUACCUUUUGAGUUUAUACCUGACCAAGUCUCUGGUAAGAGUUUUGAAUUUAAUGAAUUUCAUAAGGAAAACGAGUGUAAUCAUUGUCAAAAAGUAUUCAAAUCUGAACACGCCUUAAAGGUACACAAAGGUAAAAUGAAGGAAACCCACAAGGAAAAAGAAGAAAUACCUUUUGAGUUUGUACCUGACCAACUCUCUGGUAAGAGUUUUGAAUUUAAUGAAUUUCAUAAGGAAAACGAGUGUAAUCAUUGUCAAAAAGUAUUCAAAUCUGAACACGCCUUAAAGGUACACAAAGGUAAAAUGAAGGAAACCCACAAGGAAAAAGAAGAAAUACCUUUUGAGUUUGUACCUGACCAAGUCUCUGGUAAGAGUUUUGAAUUUAAUGAAUUUCAUAAGGAAAACGAGUGUAAUCAUUGUCAAAAAGUAUUCAAAUCUGAACACGCCUUAAAGGUACACAAAGGUAAAAUGAGGAAAACCCACAAGGAAAAAGAAGAAACAUCUGUUGAGGUUGCACCUAACCAAGUCUUUGGUAAUAUUUGUGGAUUUAAUAAGUCUCAAAGAUUAUUGAAAUCCGAAUUGGUUGUAAAGAUACUCAAAGGUCAUGUCUACAAGGAGAAAAAACAUACCCCCUUUGAGUUGGUAUCAAAACAAGUCUCUGGCAAGAGUUAUGAGUUUGAUAAAUGUCAAAGAUCAUUGAAAUCCGAUUUGGCAGUGAAGUUGAAUGCAGAACAUUCUCAGGAGGAUGAAUUAGGAAUUCUGUCAAAGCAUAUGCCUAACCCUAUUUCUGGUAGGAAUUAUAAAUGUUAUAAAUGUAAAAAAAUGUUUAAAACAAGAAUAACAGCAAUCAUUCAUGCAGCUAGUGUCCAUAGUAAAAAGGUAGCUGGAAACAAACCACCUAUUAAAUAUACAGAUGAGAGUUACGAAUGUCCUUUAUGUUUUAAAAGGUAUCAGUCUAAAGGUUUUGCUAUGAUACACAUUAAAUAUGUCCACAAGGAGGAGAAAAGAGAAUUAGAUCUUAAGUGGCAAUCUGACAGAAGUACAAGAGAUACAUGUGGUGAAGACAAAGAGAAUUUGAAUGAUGUGACUAAAAUAGUCACUAUCACCACACAUAAUGGUGUCAAGAGGUACAAGUGUUCCAAAUGCAAUGCAGGUUUUCUAACCAAUUGUGUAGCAAGAAAACAUGUUAAGGUAUGCAUAAUGCAAAGUAAAAUAAAGGUGCAUUCAAAAAUGCCGAAUGAGACUUUUGACAAUCAAGAAGCUGUGGAUUUGGCUGCUAGAAAUGCAAAAGAAGAAGAUAGAAAUGGAGAAGAUAUUAAUUCAACGAAGGAUCCUCUCUACCUGGGGCAGGAAAUGAACAAUACUGGUAGCAUUAAUCAAGAACCAGAGAUAAAUAUUACUGUUGAAAACAGACAAUUGGAAAUUGAGUCAAGAUUCUCAUCACAACCCGAACUGCAAAAGAGUAAACACAAAAUUCAAGGUGAAACUUUGUAUCAAUGUGAAAAGUGCUUGAGGUCCUUUCAAAAAUUGGCUAAUCUCCAAAGGCACAAAUUGUGCCACAAAGAGGAAGACAUUAACAUGGCUUUCCCUUGUGCUUACUGCAAUGAAAAGUUUAGUUCUAGGGAUUCUCUCCAUGCACAUUGGUCUGUACACUCAGAGAAAAAACUGUACACCUGCGAUAUUUGUCAAAGCAAUUUUUCAGCUUUGAACUCUCUGAAAAGGCACAAAGUUUUACACUCGGGCGAAAAGCUUUUCCGCUGUGAAAUUUGUCAGAAAGCAUUUAGUUUGUUGAGCACCCUGAAAAUGCAUCUUUUAAUCCACACUGGAAUGAAGAAGUUUGAAUGCAAGAUCUGUGGAAAAACAUUCAACCGCAAAGAUGUUCUCAACACUCACCAACUUGUCCAUACGGACGAGAAGAAGUUUAAAUGUGAUAUUUGCCAGCAAACGUUCAGAUGGAGACACGCAGUCAAAUCACACAAACUAAUUUACCACUCGAAAGAAAAGCCCUAUGUUUGUCAAGAGUGUGGAAAAAGUUUCAGUCAUCCAGAUUCGUUCAAGAAACACGCUGAAGUACACGCAGACAGAGUGUUUAGUUGUCAGAUAUGUUCAAAGUCCUUCUCGAGAGCUAGCGCUCUCAGAGCACACACUCUAACUCACACAGAUCUGAAACCCUUCGUAUGUGAGAAAUGCCAUGAAAAAUUCCGCAGCAGGAACCAUCUGAGGAAUCAUCAAGCUGUUCACAGCCGAGAAAAGUCUUUCCUCUGUAAGUUUUGCAAUAAAACUUUCAAGAAUCGAAAACAACUUUGUAGACACAAACAAAAAGUCCACUUUCACACUUUUUCCCCCAAAACUGCACCUAGUUUACCAGUAGAUAGUGCAACGGUGUCUGAUGCCCAAGUUGACAAUCAUCAAGAUCAGACUGAAGAUGUCGACGACUCUGAUGUAUCCUACCAUUUUAUUUCUUUACCUGAUGAAAAUGUUCAUAACUUGCAAGAGAAUAUUGUACCACAGUCACUUUUCUAGCACGUACCUUUAAUGUGAUGAAUUUAUCA